AUGCAAACACCGAGAACAUGGAGUGCAGGCUGCAGAGCAUGCUGGCUGGCUCCGAGCGAAGGAGGCGGCAGGCGAAGGGAGAGCACUGAGUUACCUUGUGAGUGCGUCGUGCGGCGCCGCGAUGGGCGUCGGAGCGACGCCGGGGCGCCGGGCUGCGCGGCCGAGGGCGCGGGGCGCGGG
Molecule: messenger RNA, 180 nt
Organism: Gryllus bimaculatus (two-spotted cricket)
Lineage: Eukaryota; Metazoa; Arthropoda; Insecta; Orthoptera; Gryllidae
Source: the annotation of a GenBank genome assembly